Messenger RNA from Puntigrus tetrazona (Sumatra barb), 7958 nucleotides. RefSeq names its product protocadherin Fat 4 (gene pcdh2a4). Gene Ontology annotation, cellular component: plasma membrane. Gene Ontology annotation, biological process: homophilic cell-cell adhesion. NCBI's taxonomy places the organism in Eukaryota, Metazoa, Chordata, Actinopteri, Cypriniformes, Cyprinidae. The record is from RefSeq and is a predicted model, not a curated record. Gene Ontology annotation, molecular function: calcium ion binding.
AUGAAGGGAUGCCUAAAGUCAAAGUUUUGGAGGUAUGUAAUAGUCCUUCUUUUUUUCUCCGCUAUUUUGGACACAGCGUCCGCUGUUACACAUUAUUCCAUCCCAGAGGAAAUGGACGAAGGCUCUGUUGUCGCUAAUUUGGUAUCAGAUUUGGGACUGGAUGUGAAAACGCUAAACAAACGACAAAUGCGACUCGAUAUUAGAUCUAACAAAAAAUAUCUGGAUGUCAACAAAGAAACGGGAGAGCUCUUUAUUUUAGAAAAGAUGGACAGAGAGUAUCUCUGCAGUGUUAAAACAUCGACGUGUUUUAUCAAAAUCGAAGUGAUACUCGAGAAUCCUGUUCGAAUGUUUAAUAUCGAAAUUGAAAUUACAGAUAUCAAUGAUAAUGCUCCCAAGUUUUGGAGGGAUACGAUCCGCUUGGAUAUAUCAGAAUCUACAUCAGCCGGGGAGAGAUUCUCGCUCAGUAAUGCGGUGGAUCCUGAUAUUGGACCGAAUUCGAUUAAAACGUAUUUUUUGAGUGAAAGCGAACAUUUUGACAUUGAAAUACAGACAGGAAGAGAUGGGUCAAAAUUUGCUGAUUUAAUUCUGAAAAAGCCUUUAGACAGAGAAAAACAGGCUUCACAUAAUCUGAUACUCACUGCUGUGGAUGGAGGGGUCCCCGCGCGCUCCGGCACUGCUAGCAUUAUUGUGCGCGUUCUGGACACUAAUGACAACGCCCCUCAGUUCAAUAAAGACAGUUAUACUAUAAAUCUAACGGAAAACGCGCCGAUCGGAAGUCUUGUGGUCAAAGUAAACGCGACAGAUAAAGACGAGGGAUCAAAUUCAGAUUUAAUUUACUCUUACAGUUUAUAUACAUCCGAGAAAACGCAGCAAACAUUUAGCCUGAAUCCUGAAAAUGGAGAAAUCAGAGUAAAAGAGAUGAUUAAUUAUGAGGAUUUCAGGAUCUAUGAUAUGGAAAUUAUAGCGACAGAUAAAGGAGUUAAUAGUCUCUCUGGAAAGUGUAAAGUUAAGAUUUUAAUCACAGAUAUGAAUGAUAAUCAUCCUGAAAUAUCUAUAAAAUCUUUCUCAAGUCCAGUGAAAGAGGAUAUAUCUGUAAAUACAGUAAUCGCAGUUGUUAGUGUGAGUGAUAAAGACUCAGGAGAAAAUGGACAGGUAGAUAUUCAUAUUUCUGAUGAGUUACCUUUUGCGCUCAAAGAGUCUUCUGAUAAUUAUUAUGAAUUAUUAGUUUCAGAACCGUUAGACCGUGAAAAGGUCCCAGAAUAUGACAUCACUAUCACCGUGACUGACAGGGGCCACCCGCCGUUAUCUGAUAAUGAAACUAUAACUUUAGAGCUGCUGGACGUUAACGACAACGUUCCUCAGUUCUCACAGUCAUUCUACACGAUACCUGUGAUGGAGAAUAACGCGCCUGGAGCUUUACUGAGCUCUUUAACUGCUCUAGACCCGGAUCUCCACGAGAAUCAGUACCUAGUCUAUUUUAUCAUAGAGAAGGAAAUAGCCAACACCUCCAUGUCCAUGCUGUUCUCCAUCAACCGGAGAACGGCAAUCUUACUGGCGCUAAAGACGUUUGACUACGAGAUAGAGAAGGAGUUUCUUUUCCACAUCGAGGCCAGAGACUCUGGCGUUCCUCCGCUCAGCAGUAACGUGACCGUUCACAUUAUUAUCAUGGAUCAGAACGACAACACGCCGCUUAUAGUGUCUCCGUGGCGCGCGCGCGGCUCGGUGGUGGAGGAGAAUCCGAGAUCCACCGAUAAAGGGACUCUGAUCGCCAAAGUCAUCGCCAUAGACUCCGACUCGGUGCACAACUCUCGAAUCUCCUACCAGUUUCUCCACAACACGGACGCCACGUUAUUCAGCUUGGAUCAAUAUAACGGAGAGAUCCGGACCAUGAGAAUGUUCAGUUACAGAGACUCGCGCCACCAGCAGCUGGUUGUGAUCGCCAAGGACAACGGAGAGCCCGCGCUCUCUGCUACAGUCACCAUCAAACUGUCCACGGUGGAGACCGCCCUUAAAACCUAUGCUGACCUGACUGAGGUGCCUUUGGGAUACGACAUCUUCUCGGAUUUAAACCUGUAUCUGGUGAUCGGACUGGGCUCUGUCUCGUUUCUUUUGCUCAUCACUAUUUUGGUCACCAUCGUGCUGAAGUGUCAGAAAACGAAACCCAGCAAAGCGGCUCCUCCGUGCAGGAACAGUGUGAUCAGCGAGAGGAACUCCACCAUCGCGGACUCCACUCUGGUCUCCAACGAUGCCUACUGGUACAGUUUAUUUCUAGCAGAGACCAGGAAAGGAAAGCUGGUGGUCAGACAGCCUGUGCCAAAGGGGUCGAGGUACAUCGUGUCCAGUAUACCGAGGAGCACCGGACUGACCGAGACCAGCGACUCAGCCGCUUCUACUCUACAGCUCCUGUACGUCUCGAUCUUCGUAUCUUUUGCGGCUCUAUUUCAGACCGCAUCUGCUGUUACUCACUACACGAUUCCGGAGGAGAUGGACGAAGGGUCUGUGGUUGCAAAUUUGGUGUCUGAUUUGGGUUUGGAUUUGAGAAGCCUUGGUAAACGUAAAAUACGGUUGGAUGUCGUCGCAAAUAAGAAAUAUCUUGACGUUAACAAAGAUACUGGGGAGCUGUACAUUUUAGAAAAGAUUGACAGAGAGACUUUGUGCCCAAUUAAAUCAGUCACAACUUGUCUGCUUAAAGUGGAUGCCACAUUAGAGAAUCCUAUUCGAAUGUUUAAUAUUGAACUUGAGAUAAUGGACAUAAAUGAUAAUGCGCCGCGUUUCCGACGAGAUACAAUGCAUUUAGACAUAUCAGAGGCAACAGCAAUAGGGGAGAGGUUUUCCCUCACUAAUGCUGUAGACCCUGACACAGGUUCAAAUUCGGUAAAGACGUACUAUCUAAGUAAAAGCGACCAUUUUAGUAUUGAGAUUCAGACUGGACGAGACGGAUCUAAGUUUGCUGAUUUAAUUCUGAAAAAGUCAUUAGACAGAGAAAAACAGGCUUUACAUAAUCUGAUACUCACUGCUGUGGAUGGAGGGGUCCCCGCGCGCUCCGGCACUGCUAGCAUUAUUGUGCGCGUUCUGGACACUAAUGACAACGCCCCUCAGUUCAAUAAAGACAGUUAUACUAUAAAUCUAACGGAAAACGCGCCGAUCGGAAGUCUUGUGGUGAAAUUAAACGCGACAGAUGACGAUGAAGGAACGAAUUCCGAUAUAUUUUACUCUUUUAGUCUGUAUACAUCAGAAAAAACGCAGCAAACAUUCAGCCUGAAUCCUGACACUGGAGAAAUCAGAGUAAAAGAGAUGAUUAAUUAUGAGGAUUUCAGGAUCUAUGAUAUGGAAAUUAUAGCGACGGAUAAAGGAGUUAAUAGUCUCUCUGGAAAGUGUAAAGUUAAGAUUUUAAUCACAGAUAUGAAUGAUAAUCAUCCUGAAAUAUCUAUAAAAUCUUUCUCAAGUCCAGUGAAAGAGGAUAUAUCUGUAAAUACAGUAAUCGCAGUUGUUAGUGUGAGUGAUAAAGACUCAGGAGAAAAUGGACAGGUAGAUAUUCAUAUUUCUGAGGAUUUACCUUUUGCGCUCAAAGAGUCUUCUGAUAAUUAUUAUGAAUUAUUAGUUUCAGAACCGUUAGACCGUGAAAAGGUCCCAGAAUAUGACAUCACUAUCACCGUGACUGACAGGGGCCACCCGCCGUUAUCUGAUAAUGAAACUAUAACUUUAGAGCUGCUGGACGUUAACGACAACGUUCCUCAGUUCUCACAGUCAUUCUACACGAUACCUGUGAUGGAGAAUAACGCGCCUGGAGCUUUACUGAGCUCUUUAACUGCUCUAGACCCGGAUCUCCACGAGAAUCAGUACCUAGUCUAUUUUAUCAUAGAGAAGGAAAUAGCCAACACCUCCAUGUCCAUGCUGUUCUCCAUCAACCCGGAGAACGGCAAUCUUUCGGCGCUAAAGACGUUUGACUACGAGAUAGAGAAGGAGUUUCUUUUCCACAUCGAGGCCAGAGACUCUGGCGUUCCUCCGCUCAGCAGUAACGUGACCGUUCACAUUAUUAUCAUGGAUCAGAACGACAACACGCCGAUUAUAGUGUCUCUGCGCGCGCGCGGCUCGGUGGUGGAGGAGAAUCCGAGAUCCACCGAUAAAGGGACUCUGAUCGCCAAAGUCAUCGCCAUAGACUCCGACUCGGUGCACAACUCUCGAAUCUCCUACCAGUUUCUCCACAACACCGACGCCACGUUAUUCAGCUUGGAUCAAUAUAACGGAGAGAUCCGGACCAUGAGGAUGUUCAGUUACAGAGACUCGCGCCACCAGCAGCUGGUUGUGAUCGCCAAGGACAACGGAGAGCCCGCGCUCUCUGCUACAGUCACCAUCAAACUGUCCACGGUGGAGACCGCCCUUAAGACCUAUGCUGACCUGACUGAGGUGCCUUUGGGAUACGACAUCUUCUCGGAUUUAAACCUGUAUCUGGUGAUCGGACUGGGCUCUGUCUCGUUUCUUUUGCUCAUCACUAUUUUGGUCACCAUCGUGCUGAAGUGUCAGAAAACGAAACCCAGCAAAGCGGCUCCUCCGUGCAGGAACAGUGUGAUCAGCGAGAGGAACUCCACCAUCGCGGACUCCACUCUGGUCUCCAACGAUGCCUACUGGUACAGUUUAUUUCUAGCAGAGACCAGGAAAGGAAAGCUGGUGGUCAGACAGCCUGUGCCAAAGGGAUCGAGGUACAUCGUGUCCAGUAUACCGAGGAGCACAGGACUGACCGAGACCAGCGACUCAGCUGCUUCUACUCUACAGGCAUCCACCACCACGAGCAGCAGUUCCACCUGAGGAUCCUCCCAAACAUCUUUCCAGAGCGACGUAUGAAAAACGUUCCAUCAACCUGCAUGUCUUUCCAGCUGCGUCCGUCAUAUUCCCCUGCAACAUGAAACAGAUGAAACCAACCCUGAACGAUGCCUACAUCUUCACAUCAGUGUUCGGAGAGUUUGCCCAGGUUUUACCAGAGGAAUGACGAAGAUCUCUAAGAGAUACUCUUAAACCAGACCGGUCAAGAUUGGAUUUGGACUGAAUCUGUGAGCACACACACACACACACACACACACAGGCAUAUCUUCAAACAGCACAGCUCAUGUCUUUAUCAAAGAAACCAGUAUGCUUGUGUUUGCAUGGUUAGAUUUCCACGUUGUAUCUUCGUUAUAUUUAGUGACUGGUAUAGACAUUGGGGAGAGAACUUAUUAACAGAAAAUUCUCAUAUGAACUGGUGUGGACACUGAAUUGCAAAAAAAAGCCAUUCUUAAUCAGUAGAUGCUAAUGAUAAAUGGGAUUUUUUUUGCAAUCUGAAUGAUAUUAAACAAGCACAAAGAGGAUUGAAUGAUUCAGCCAUGUUGAGAGAUGGAGUGUGGAGCUUUUGCUUGACUGAACCUGGACACUGAAAGCUUCUCUUUCCCUACAAUGGAUGUAUAAAGCCUUUCUUAUGUGUUUUCUUGGAUCUCAUGCAGACUUCUAUCAGAAUAUUGCAAGUAUUAUCCAGUAUAUCCAGAAGAGGCCACAGCAAAUUCGAUUUGUUGUGCCGUAUAGUCUUUGCUUAUUUCUGUGGUGUUGUAUUACGUCUGUAUUGCUGUUAGUGUCUGUAUUUUUACAUUUCAGUAUGUAAAGAAUCAAGUUGAAUCUUAAGCACCGAUCUGACUCAGAUAGUGUUGAGCGUCAUUGUAGUCACGAUCUCUCUUCAUUUGAUCAUAGAGUUUAGCGGGGGCUCUAAAAUCACUAUUAGGCCUGUCACGAUAAAAACGUUUUGUUGUGCAAUAUAUCGCCCCCUAAAUAAUUGCGAUAAGCGACAUCAGUGCCAUUUAUAAGACCGUUUUGUGCCAAUGAAUGUAUAAUCAUAAUAAAACAGUAUAAUAAUGCAGGGCCUACACACUUUCAAUUGACAACAGAUAUUUAAUUCUUAAACAUUUAGACCAUGAAAACAAAGUAUCAAAACAUUAGAUACCUCGUGACGACACCAAGUUAUGUACGAAAAGCUGCAAAAAAAAUAACAGGCAAUAUAUUGCAUCGCCAAAAAUGAUUGAGGUCUUGUACAUAUAUUGUACGAUAAGUCGAUAUAUUGAUUAUCGCGACAGGCUUAAUCACAAGGACUGCUUCCUCUGUGGUGUCUGGUGACAUUCAUGAAUGCUCAAACGCAGACACAGCACGGUGACGUCAUAGUGCAGACAUCUGAAGGUCGCAGUGGUUUCUAGGAUUCAUUGAGUAGCCUCUCCCUGAUGCCCACGAUUUCUGACUCCGAUAAAAAAGCCACUUCUGAUAGAGACUGUUAAACAGCGAGUCUGUUCAUUUUGUCCUUUAUAGAAACAUCACGAUAUUUCAGAGACGAAGACUUGCAUCAACCAACGGAUUUCAUUAAAUCUUUGAAAUAAGGCUAAAUGUAAAGAGCACUCGAGGUGACAAGAAAAUAUGAGAACCGCAAAUGUUUACUUAUCAACUGUAUAACUAUCUAAUAUUAUAAAAUGUGUUUAAUAUUCAUGGAAAUGCUUUAGGAAAUGCGAAAAUGCAUUGCUUUGUGCAUUUGAAAUGCACUAGCCAAAUAUUUUUUUCUCUCUUUUUUUUGUUCUUUAUUUUUAAUAUCUUCAUCUUUUAUUCCUGAUGUUAACAUUAUGUUUUAAUAUUAAUGCAUAGAUAUAAACUUUCAUAUUGCUGCUUUUUUUAUUGUUGAAAUUUUGUAUUUGCUGGCUAUAUGAGUUGUGCAAUAUAUGGACGUCGAUAUUUUAUUUCAGUGAACAAUAUGGUAUUUUUCUGAUAUUUUCCAGCCUUUCUGCAGUGUCAUUUAUUCCUAACUUCCUGAGGGUAUGGCAGUUUUCCCAGACAGGUCAAAAGGUCAGGGUGUCGCGGGGUCGGUUCAGUGACCGGCUCAUUUUGGAAUAUACAGCGUUUAUAUUUUGUCAGAGCGUUGCGACAGCGCAGUACAAAGUACAUCUGCAAAACAAAUGCUGGGUGUUUACAUGUGGAAUUUUAAACAGGAAGUGAUAACUAGCUGCCACAGAGGAUUGCCUAAUGCUCUGACGCGAACAGUGCUGUAAGAUAACAUGUGAGAAGAUCAAAUUUUAGGAGAAAUAUUAAGGUUCAAUAUGUCUAUUGGUGUGAGCAGCAGUAAGUAGGUCACUCGUCUCUCACUGAACAGAAAUGCGGCUAGAAUUAUUUUACCCAAAAGCCUAAUUUUGUGGUUUAAAAAUGGAGCACCUAUAUACAGCAUUGCCCUGUAGUCUCGUAUAUUUCUAUUUCGAUUCCCCUGCCGUCCAAUAAAUCUCUCUACAGUUAAGCAAAUGUUUUUCCGUUUCAUUUUCAUUAAAGCAGACAAACUGCUUGCUUAAAUCUGAAAACAUCCACGAUCUUGCCAUAGAGAAACUACCAGACCCUCUUUGCUCGUACGAAUCUACUGAUGUAUCCGUACUGCCUAUUUACAACAGAUGAAAGCUUCAUUGAAAACAGUGUGUUUUCUGUCACUCUCCAUGUAAUUCAGAAGUACGUAACAUGUGAUGGGACGUUGCGUUUGUAAUAUGAUUUCAGGUUUUAAAUGACUUCUCAGUAUGUGAGUAGCAAUCUGCCUGUAGCCGAGUCGAACACAUGCAUUGGAGUAAAAAAUAAAAACAUGUUGUUUGUACAGUAUACUUUUAUGAUUAUCUUUUAAAUAGGAAAGUGUUUGACUUAUUCACCUUCUGACCAUCAGUGAUGCAAUCAAAGUGACGUUAAUUUUCUUUCUCUGCAUGAUUAUCAUUUGUUUGGGUUUGGCUCAUGUCAUCUACAGCUUUUGUUUGGGUGGGAAAAGACGAUAUCAUGAUGUAAUGCGUUGAAGAAAAUAAGGCAGACCACAUUUCAUACCUGCCUUUUGAUGUUUAGAUGUAAAACCGCACUUGAUUAUUAUCACAUACUCUUUUUUUUUCUGUUAAUUCUAACGAAUGUUAAAUAGAAAUAAUAAAGCGUUAACCACU